AAAAAAAUCUGCAACAACUGGAUUUGAUCGCUCAACGUUGCAAAGCACAGCUGUAGCUAGUUGCUGCCUAUAAUAAGUGCGAUUUUAAGAAAAACAACGCUCGUGCGCCCAUGCCUCGCAAUUUUGCGACGCUCUCAAUGUAUUGCCCACCCCGUGUCUGGGAAGAGGGAACGUCAUCAGAAAGCGCCUAGCGGUUGAAGGAAUUCAGGUGGUGGAAUGGAGACGGUUUUCGUUCCGAGUGGGAAUGGCUCCGUAAGCCUGAAAGGCUACACUCUGGUCAUGCCAGUUGUGUCUGUGGGUAAUGUUGGUCAGCUAACGGUGGAUCUGAUCAUUUCUACACUCACAUUACCAAGGGUUGGUUAUAUCCACAGUGACUGCCUCCUUCCGGUGGUGGGAAACAAUCCAUAUGCAACAACUUUGGAGAACUCAACAGAAAUGUGUGUCAGCUCUGAAGUUUACGCAUCAGCAGACCAGAAGUUGGCAGUCCUGCAGAUUCGAUCCCCAGUUGUUCAGGGUAAACACCGCUCAUUCCGACAACAACUCCUUUCUUGGAUUAAAGAAAAUGCGUUCAGCAAAGUUGUGGCCCUGUCCAGUAGUUAUGCCUAUCAUCGUGUUGACCAGCAACUCAUUGGCACUCCACUACGAUAUUUGGCAACACCUGCUCUGCAAACCAUUGUGGGAGACAAGUUCCAGACGCUCAAAUGGAAGGAACUUGAACGGGUAGCAGCCUUUCCUGGGAUUAGUGAGGCGGAAGAGGAGAUCUCCAUUCCUGGAGGAGGCAUCACAAAAUCACUGUAUCACAAUAGUUGCAUUGAAGGAAUCCCAUUGGCAGUGCUCCUGAUUUUCUGUUCCGAAGGAGAUAACAUCCCUGAUGCAUUCAACCUUCUGAACUUCCUGAAUGAAUGGAUGGAGUUAAAAGAAAAACCAAGUGAUCAACAUGGCAUAACACAGGCUCAGUGGAAGAUUCCAAGUUCUUGGAGGUUACUGUUCGGCAGUGGCAUUCCACCAGCUCUCUUCUAACUCAGCCGGUCCAAACCAAUUUCACAAUAAAUGGAUUGAAACUAUGUUUACACUGCUAUUGACUCACCUAUGGCAAUAUGUUUUUUUUAAAUUCUAUACUUUGGAAGUCUAAAUUAUGUACUGUUACCCCACAUCUGUUGAAUAUCAAUUCUUAAUUCUCUCAUGCAAUGUUCACUUGCAGAUAAGUGAGCAGGUCAUUGUAUGGAGAUUUGGGUAAGAACGGAAUUGUAAAAUUCUCAUGUUUAAAAUGAGGAAGUGAUACCUUUAAAUCCAAAGUUAGUUGUAUGUGCAGUGACUGAAGCAUGAACAGCUUUUGAGAGAGGCAGAAUGUUUUAUGGUUCAGACCAUUACCAGAAGACAUUAAUAUAAGCUAGUCAGCAAGAAGUCUAAUAGGGAAUUGAGAAGAAAUGUUUUUGCCUGUAUUUUUGAGAAUAUGAAACUUGCCACUACAAUGUGUGGCUUAAGUCAGUAGUGUAAAUAGAUUGUGAAGAGAAGGUAGAGAAGCACGAAGGAGCAGGGAACAGAGGGUUAUGAUGAUAGAUUUAAAUUAAAUGUAGAACUAUGCUAAAGUGGAACAUAAACACCAAUGACCUUUUUCUAUAUUAAUCCUCAGUGGUUGUGUAGAACCUUAAUUUUCAGAAGUAUACUGGGAAGCGGUACUGUAUGUACAUUGUGUAAAUUUGUUUUAUAGUCUCCUAGAUGCUCCAAUAAUGUAUUAAAGUUUCACUUGACCAGUUUAAUAUUAAGUUACUUUAAAAAAUAAAACAUUUUACCUAU
This is a messenger RNA of Stegostoma tigrinum, 1797 nucleotides long. RefSeq names its product proteasome (prosome, macropain) assembly chaperone 2 (gene psmg2). The record is from RefSeq and is a predicted model, not a curated record. Bases 217 to 1020 code for a protein of 267 amino acids. The transcript has 7 exons. Gene Ontology annotation, biological process: proteasome assembly. Gene Ontology annotation, cellular component: cytosol; nucleus. Lineage: Eukaryota; Metazoa; Chordata; Chondrichthyes; Orectolobiformes; Stegostomatidae.